Messenger RNA from Branchiostoma belcheri (Belcher's lancelet), 2128 nucleotides. Its product is annotated as monocyte to macrophage differentiation factor-like. Gene Ontology annotation, cellular component: membrane. Bases 255 to 980 code for a protein of 241 amino acids. The record is from RefSeq and is a predicted model, not a curated record. Gene Ontology annotation, molecular function: pore-forming activity. NCBI's taxonomy places the organism in Eukaryota, Metazoa, Chordata, Leptocardii, Amphioxiformes, Branchiostomatidae. The transcript is spliced from 6 exons.
UCACCGAUCAAAACGCCGGGUGUGAGCAAAUUUUCUUGUCAUGUUUGAAGGGUUUCAUGAGUAGAAGCCACGGUAUCCAGUGACCAGAUUCCAAUUUGGAGGCAUAUACAUAUAGCAACCAGGCUACAGCAUCACCAUAGAACGCGUGCACGGCGCCUGAAAGCUGUACGAUGUUGCCCAGAUAGCAGAUUUCGAGCGAGAGUCGAGGCGACCACUUCCGGGUGCGGUAGGAGAGGAGGGGAGGGGGAGCCAACAUGGUGUGCUGUACGACAGGGGAACACCGCCCGCUGAAAUCCAGAUUCAUGAACCGCCCAGCUGUGGGGAACAACCCGUACAUCCCCACCCCCCUGGAGCACAUUGCUAACUGUGUCACACACGGGCUACUCAUCAUCCCCAGUCUGUUCGCCAUCAUGCUGCUGCUGCGAUUGGCCGACAACACGCUGCAGUUUGUGAACGCUGUCGUGUACGGGCUGGCACUGAUCGCACUCUUCACCCUGUCAACCUCCUUCCACCUGCUAGCCUGGACAGGUAAACUCAGGUCCCUCCUCCAUUUUUUCCACGUCUGCGACCGUGCUGUCAUCUACUUCUUCAUCGCCGCGUCCUACAUGCCGUGGCUCACGCUGCGGGACAGCGGAGCUCUCGGCCAAUGGGUGCACUGCGUCACCUGGAUCCUCGCCCUGCUGGGGACCGCCUUCUCCUGCAUGUUUCUGGACAGAUGUAAGAGACUGGAGACAUCCCUGUACUUGAUUAUGGGGAUAUGUCCUUCCUUGUCUGUGAUAUCUAUGCCGUGCACUGACGGCCUGAAGGAGCUUUCCAUCGGGGGCGCUGUUUACAUCGCUGGGGUGUUCUUCUUCAAGAGCGACGGGCGGAUACCAUUUGCACACGCCACAUGGCACCUGUUCGUCGUGGUUGGAGCCGCAUUCCACUACUACGCCGUCGUCACCUACCUGAUGGGCACGCAGGAGGACCUUAUGGCAUGAUGGGAUAGCUGCAGGGCAUUCUGGGAUAUCUACAGGCUGAAUCUGCACCUUUUGAGUGUUGUGUAGUUAAACUGUUUGUUGUUUUUGUCUUGACAGAAAAUCAAGUGAUAGAAUUGAUAUAACUUGACAGAUUGUGUGAUUUUAAAGUAGAUUUAUGUGUAAGUGCAGUCAAUCAAGUGCAGUAACUGUGAGGAUAUACAACCUACAGGUUCGUGUUAUUGAAUGUCAAGUGCAACAUACACAAGAAAACAGAUACCCAAAUAGAUUUCAACAACUGUCAGAUGUUUCAAGUAGCACCUACUACUUCUCAUCAGUACUGGUCAGCAAAAGUUAUGAUAAAUCAAAAUAUACAUUUGUAUGCAGUUGCUUGACAGCUUGAGUAUCUGUUUUCUUGUAUGUCUUAUUACCUGGAAUCCAGGAUGUCUAACCUUCAUUGAUGUAUCAAGUGCAACAUAAUGUGGUGAUGAUGUCAGAACCUGUGGAUUCUGUGCCAAAGUGAGUUGAAAGUCUGUCAAUUCAUCACCAAUUCAUAUUGUUCGAGAGAAACAAGAAAAAAUUCUAGAAGUGAUUCUGUUGGAGGCUUUUUAUAGUGACAUGUAACUGCUGCUUCCAAUUAGCUGCUUCACGGUAAUGUAACCAUGAAAAUAGCUUAUUUUAUAUCACCUGAUUUCAAGGUGAGUAUUAUUAUGAAGACUGUCUGUGUCUGCUGCUGUUAUUUUUGCCUGUGUGCUGCUGAUAUUUUUUUAAAGAAACAGCUGCAGAUAUUGUGGGAGUCAGGGUACAAAAACACUACCUCUUGUCAAUGGUCAAAUUUGUCGAAUUAAAAGUUGUGUUCUUUUUGCAAAGAUUGACAAAAGGACAAAUAAGUCAAGGUGUUCUGGUAAUAUUAUACCAUAAACGUUUGACUUACAGAAUGAAAGAUGUAAGAUAUAUGUUAUAUACACAAUACCAUUCUGUUGUCAACCUUUUAAUAAAUACACGUAGUACAUUCCAGAUAUUUUAUAAUGAGGAUUUAAUUUUUGGUAAGAGUGGAAGGGUACAUGUGAUAUUCUGUGAUAGCUUCAAUCCAUCAGUUUCUUGCCCAGCCUGUACAUGUACUAGCUGUUUGUGUGUGUGUGUGUGUGUGUGUGUGUGUGUGUGUGUGUGUG